UGAUAACAAAAAGCAUGAGUCAACCAGACCUUUGUCAACCAUAUGGGUGAUUAGCUUUUACUGAUUAAAAGGCGUCUGUAGCCCAUCAAAAGGCUCUUGACACCUCACAAGAGUUUGGGUUAAAUUUGUCUGACAACUCCCCACUACCACCCACAGCCCACCCCCACCUCAAAGGGCACAUACAGGAAGGUGUUAAAAAGCACACAGUAAAGACCCACAGACACCUCAGAUACUUGUGAUACUGUGUCAGCAUGAGUUCAUAAGGAGCUCUCUGCUGCCAUAUUAAAAGUUAUACAAGCCUGAUUUUGCUUAUAUAACAGUGGGAUAGCUGAUUUUCUCUUGGUGCCUGGUGUUCCUGGCAAGCAAACCAGGCAGUGUUAACAAAACACAAUGGUGUACUGUUUAAACUCUUUGUAGAAGAGUAAGGCAGUUUAUUAUGCAUGUUGAUGAAAGCUGCAGUAUUUGCAUAUUGAACUUGGAACAUACUUCAGUCACAUUGCUUUACAGCAGAAGUGAAUGCUUAGAGUGUGUUCUCAAAUCCUCAAGACACCAAGUCAAGCGCUUUCUCCCUGUGCUGUUAUUCUACAAAUCACUACAUUCAAUGGUAUUUUAUACUAUAUGUUAUGGUAAGCCAGUAUAAAACUUAAAAACAGUUAGUUAAUUAAGCAACGUGGUCAUCAACAUAAUUAAAGCUCCAAAAUCAAUUUAUCUAAUGAACCAUUUGCACCUAAAACAGUAAACGGCAGUUUGGCGGAGGAGCCAAACGUUUUCCUUUUGGUGGACCACUGGAAGGCCAUUGGUCGAUGGGACAGGCUAUUUGCAUAUACCGGUGCUUAUAGUCCCACAGCAAAGUCAGAGUUCAUCACAGCUGUGUUUCGAUCUGACAGAGAUCAUAUGCGGAUUGUUCGCGCCAUUUAUGAGCUUUUUGGACAUUUUUUAACCCCAUCACCAUGAGUUUGUUCAAGCUUGCAGGAGUUGGACUGUGCAUGCUGCUUGCUUUUUUCCCAUACACUGCUCAGUGUACAACUACGAGGUAUUUUACCUAUGAAGAGGAUGCACCUGGGACAGAAAUUGGAAAUUUGUCUCGAGAUUUGAAGAUUGAUCCAGCGGAUGACCCUGACACGUCGUUCCGCUUUAUGCAGGAAAACAACUCCUCUGUGAUUCAUAUGAGAGAAACAGACGGACUUCUGACUGUUGCAGAAAUAAUCGAUCGAGAGCAGCUCUGCCCCAGGUCUCCCCGUUGUUUCAUCACCUUCGACACUGUGGCCUUCUCCAAAGAAAAGUUUCAACUCAUCCACGUGGAGAUCGAGGUAAAAGAUAUCAACGACCAUUCUCCUUACUUUCUGCGCAAUGAGACAGAUCUAGAGAUAGUGGAAAGUGUUCCACUCCAAUCGCGAUUCCCACUACAGAUUGCUCUUGACCAGGAUGUGGGUGAAAACUACAUUCAGAGCUAUAACAUUUCUCCCUCCAAUCAUUUUGCUAUUGAAGUGCGCGACAGAGAGGAUGGAGUGAAAUUUGCUGAGCUGGUGCUGGUGAGGGAGCUCGACAGGGAAGUGGAGGACGCCUACGCAAUCGAAGUUACUGCAUCUGAUGGAGGAAUGCCUGCAAAGUCCGGGUCUAUGACUGUAAAUAUCAAAGUCCUAGACUCUAAUGACAACAGUCCGACGUUUGAACACAACUCUCUGAAAGUUGAGCUGAACGAAGACUCACCUGUAGGUCACCGAGUUAUCAGAGUCCACGCGUUUGACCCCGACGACGGCAUUAACGGCGAGGUAAUGUACGCGUUUGCCGACGGGUUAUCAACAGAAGCUGCGAGCCUGUUCCACAUCGACCCAUAUUCCGGGGAUGUGACCUUGAAAGCGCAGGUUGAUUUUGAGAAAAGGAGGUCGUACGAGCUCCACAUCAAAGCAUCUGAUUUAGGAGCGAACUCUGUGCCAUCCAGCUGCAAGGUUGUGAUAGAUGUCGUAGAUGUGAAUGACAAUGCACCCGAAAUCAGCAUCAAACCGAUGACCCCCAGCAGUGACGGAAUCGCCUACAUCACAGAAGCGGCAGCUGCAGAGAGUUUCGUGGCUCUGAUCAGCACCACGGACAGAGACUCUGGCUCCAACGGGUACGUGCGCAUCAGCCUGCUCGGGCACGAGCAUUUCACCCUCCAACAGGCAUAUGGGGACACUUUCAUGAUUAUCACCACCUCCACUUUAGACAGAGAGAAGAUCCCAGAGUAUAACCUCACUGUGGUUGCAGAAGACCUGGGAAGCCCACCUUUUAAAACUGUCAGACACUAUACUAUCCGUGUAAUAGAUGAGAAUGACAACCCUCCUCACUUUAGUAAGUCACUUUAUGAAGUUUCAGUUCUGGAAAAUAAUAUCCCAGGUUCAUAUGUAACCACUGUUGUUGCUCGAGAUCCUGAUGUGGGAAAGAACGCCCAAGUGUCAUACAAACUCAUAGAUGCAGAGGUGCCAGGAGGAUCGCCUGUGUCCACUUAUGUCUCUGUUGAUUCUCGCUCAGGGUCUUUGUAUACAUCAAGGUCUUUUGAUUAUGAGACUCUUCAGCAGAUUGAACUGGUCAUCCAAGCAGAAGACAGAGGCUCCCCCUCUCUUUCAAGCACAUCUAUAAUCAGGAUUAAGGUGGUGGACCAGAAUGACAACUAUCCAUACUUCAUCUUUCCUGUCCUCAUGAAUGGCACUGCUGAUAUUUCGUUGCCUUUUAAUGCACCUGCUGGCUAUCUUGCCCUUUGUGUCUCAGCUGAAGAUGAGGACGAGGGCAUGAAUGGUGAGCUCUCCUAUGAAAUUGUACAAGGUGACCCAAAGCUUUUUACAAUGAACAAAGACACUGGAGAGAUUGCCCUAAAACAAUGGCUGACAGCAGAAAUUGGAGAUGUGCUGGAAAUUAAAAUAGCCGUGAGUGACAAUGGCAGGUCCCAGCUCUCUAGCAGUGCCACUGUUAGAUUUGUUGUCUCCGACACAGGGCCCUCCGAAGACCAAGUUGUCAUUGUGUUGCGGUCAAACAAUGAAGAAGGCUACAGCUUGGAUGGCUCACUAAUUACCAUUAUUAUGCUCAGUGGGGGUUGUGUAUUGUUGCUGAUUGCAAUAGUGGUUGUUGUCACAUGCAAACUCAGCCGUGGGGGAAGAAGACAUGGCACCAAGAGAGAUGUGUGUCACAGCCUGUUUGAUGCCAGGCCUGUGCCCAUGCUGGGCUCCACUGAACCAAACAUAUACACGGGUCAAGGAGGCUUCUUCGAUGAGAGGACCUCUUCAUCACUGGAUGACUCCUGCCUUUAUGAGGAAAGGAGUGGGGACUCAGAGACAAAGACGUUUCUGGCCUCCAAGCAUUUCCAACCAACUUCUGUGUGGCAAGGUGACAAAUACUGCUUGCAAGUGAGUGGCAUUGGCAACACCGACCAGCUGAGCGUGAAGGACAGUGGCAAAGGGGACAGCGACUUCAACGACAGUGACUCUGAUAUCAGUGGCGAUGGAGGCAAGAAGAAUUUCAGCACCUUCCACCCGAGUAUAAAAAGUUCAUCCGGCAUUGGAAACAGCUUAUCCGGGGAUUGCCAAGGCACCUACUGUGUAAUACCAGCACAGACCUUCAAAGCCCCUAGAGAGAGCGCAUACACAACAGGCUUCUCAUCUGCACCCGUCUUCAACAGCCCUGAUGGUUAUCCUCACUCCUGGAAAGACUCUGACUAUGGCACAAAUCAGUCAGAAUCAAGGAGCAGCAUGCAGACCUUCUCCAGGACUGGGACCCUCCCUUCCUAUUUCCCACAGUACCGGCGUGAGGCUGCUGUUGGUGCUGAAAUUCACAAGCAGAGUCUAAAUAUUGUAACUGUGGCUACAGCAUCAGAGGUUGCAACUAUCUUUUGAUUAUGUGAUUGAGAUGUUUUGAUUGUAGAUGUAAGUUAUUGAUACUCAUUAUUUAGUUAACAGGUGUACAUAUUUUUGAUGAACAUUAUUGUUUAUUCUAGUUAAGUUAUUUAAGUUUUGGUAUAUUGUAUUUUAUGGUGCACCCUGGUGUUUCUUUUCUCAGUAAAAGUGUGAUUGAAACCCUGAAAAAUGACAUGUAUUCAACAGUUUUC
This is a messenger RNA of Monopterus albus (swamp eel), 4075 nucleotides long. It is a transcript of the gene pcdh8.1, whose product is annotated as protocadherin 8. The record is from RefSeq and is a predicted model, not a curated record. Gene Ontology annotation, molecular function: calcium ion binding. Gene Ontology annotation, cellular component: plasma membrane. Lineage: Eukaryota; Metazoa; Chordata; Actinopteri; Synbranchiformes; Synbranchidae. The transcript has 4 exons. Gene Ontology annotation, biological process: homophilic cell-cell adhesion. The coding region runs from base 951 to 3863 and encodes 970 amino acids.